Messenger RNA from Onthophagus taurus, 923 nucleotides. RefSeq names its product endoplasmic reticulum protein 29-like protein wbl (gene wbl). The record is from RefSeq and is a predicted model, not a curated record. NCBI's taxonomy places the organism in Eukaryota, Metazoa, Arthropoda, Insecta, Coleoptera, Scarabaeidae. Gene Ontology annotation, cellular component: endoplasmic reticulum lumen; endoplasmic reticulum. Gene Ontology annotation, biological process: protein secretion.
UAACCUGCCAAGUUUUGUUUACCUGUCACUUAACCUUUCAAAACCGUCAAAUUAACCCAAAAAACAUCGGAAGCAACCACAAAAAUGAGUAUCCUCCCAUAUUUAUUAUUAAUAUUACUCGAAAUACACUCAUCGAAAGCCUGCAAAGGUUGCUUAUCAAUCGACGAAUACAACAUCGACAAAAUCAUUCCCAAAUUUAAAGCAUCUCUAAUCAAAUUCGAUAUUGCUUAUCCCUACGGAGAUAAGCACGAUGAAUUCGUGAAAUUCGCCGAUGAAGUAACAAAAGUAAAGGAAUUAAUCGUUGGGGAAGUGGGAGUAAAAGAUUAUGGAGAUAAAACAAAUUUUGAAUUGGCCAAAACGUACGGGAUCAACACCAAGGAGGAUCUUCCCAAAGUUAAGUUGUUUUUGGGUGAUUUAAACGAAGAACCAAUCCCGUUUAUUAACGAAUUCACCGUGGAGAAUUUCAGGGAUUUCAUACGAGAUAACACAAAUUUGUAUUUGGGGUUAUCCGGUUGUGUGGAAACUUUUGAUAAAUUAGCCAAAGAAUUUAUGUUGAGCCAAGAUAAAAAUAAUAAAUAUAAUCAAGUUUUAGAGGUAGCCGAAAGUGUUGUGGGGAAAGAAAAGGUUUCUGCAAAGAUUUAUUUGCAAUUUAUGAAGAAGGUUAUUGAUAAUGGAGUUGGGUUCGUUCAACAAGAACAGUUGAGGUUAAAUAAGAUUAUUAAGGAAGGGAAGAUUAAUAGUAAGAAGAAAGAGGAGUUGGGGGAGAGAUUAAACGUUUUGCAUUCGUUUAAAUUAGCUAAAGAUGAACUUUAGAGGUUAAAAAUUCUUUGACACAUUCCAAUUUUGAUGUUCCUUUUUAUUCUGUUUAAGUUUUUUUGUUGUGUGUAGAUUUUUGGGAUUAAAUAAAAUGAUUUUUAAUAUUU